Aegilops tauschii subsp. strangulata is the source of this 2999-nucleotide messenger RNA. RefSeq lists its product as uncharacterized. Lineage: Eukaryota; Viridiplantae; Streptophyta; Magnoliopsida; Poales; Poaceae. The record is from RefSeq and is a predicted model, not a curated record. Gene Ontology annotation, molecular function: ADP binding.
AAUCCCCUCUGAAUAUUGUCUCGAAACGCAAAAGCUCCUCUGAAUCGGAGUGAGGAAGAAAUUGUGGGAGCAACAGCAGAGGAUGAGAGGAGGCAGCAACGCCGCUCGACGGCGUACGCCCGGUCCCGCAGUCGUCGGCUCGCCGGUGAACUCGUCCGCCGCCACUCGCCCUCCACCCUCGCCGUGGUGGCAGUCUAGAUGCAGCUCAACAACUGAGGCGAGAGAUCCCGUUUCCUUUCAACAGAUUUGAUUUUGAGGGGGGUUGGCUGAAUUUUCUCAGGUUGACGUUUAAGGUUUCAGUUAUGGCCCAUUCGGAGAAUAAAAGUAUCCACUCCAUCAAUAUCAUGAUACAAUCAUGCAAAUAUCGUAUUCGAACCGUAUACAUACCCUUUAGCAACUUUGAGAACUAAAUAUACGCUUUGGGGCUCCUUUGGACACAAAGAAAUUUCUGCAGACUGAAACUGUAGUAGGACUUGGUCAGUGCAUGCCAAGUCUCUCCUUGACAAAUACGCAAUGCUUGAUUUGUUGUUCAACUUCGGGCUAGUUGAAUACUAGAUUCAGAUAAUGAAGUGUUGGCAGCUAAGAACCAAGAGUUGGUUCUCAGUUAAGUCAGUUUGAUUGAUGCAGAGAAAAAUAUGUGGUCAGUGCAUGCCAAGUCUCUCCUUGACAGAUAUGCUAUGCUUGAUCUGUUGUUCAACUUCGGGCUAUUUGAAUACUAGGUUCAGAUAAUAAAGUGUUGGCAGCAAAAAACCAAGAGUUGAUUCUCAGUCAAGUCAGUUUGAUUGAUGCAGAGAAAGAUAUGUGGUGAUGCUUCAGCAACAACGACCGGACAGUUGGUUCUCAGUCAAGUCUGUCGCAUAGAAAGAAAUACAUGGUGAUGGCUCGUCAACAACGGCCCAAGAGAUCAGAGUGGUGUACCUGCCAUUAGGAAUCAGUCAAGUCUAUGUGAUAAAGCAACAAAAAUUGCAACCCGAUACCAAGGAUGGCGUGCAUGGAAUCGAUCCAAUUCUAGUGAGUGGAGCACUGGCAUUUUCUAUGGUAAAACGUUUUACUAUUGACCAGCAAGGUUGACUUUGCUAACCAGCAGAGGCAUCAACUUCCAAGCUCAGUGUUCAUUCCUGAAGAUACAAGUCCCCCUAGUCCCAAAUCGAUCCCUCCUUUUUUGACCAGGAACCAUGACUUUGCUAACCAGCAAUGACCAGGGAGGCAGGGGCAGAGCAUAAAAGGAGUUUACAGAGACAUGAACUAUUCAACUUCCAAGCUCAGCGUUCAUUCCCGAGGAUACAAGCCCCCCUAGUCCCCGCAAAUGGAGAUUUUCAUUUCUGCGUUGAUGGGUGAACUCAUAUCAAGAUCCAUGAGUUCCAUCAUCAACAAAUACUCCAAGCCACCGGCGGAGGCCGUGGAGGCUGGCUUAGAGAGGAUUCUACUCAGGGGGCAGGUCAUCAUCGACGAGGCCAUGGGGCGGCACAUCACAAACCACGGAAUGCUCCAGCAGCUUAGUAUGCUGAGGUAUGCCAUGUACCAAGGCUACUAUGUGCUCGUCACCUUCAGAUGCCAAGCGUACCAACAAGAGGAGAAUAUUCAGGCUGUCAGUCAAUCUGGGGUCGUGUCCAAAUUUCGUUAUGCACAACGGCUCUGUCUCUCCAGCAGCAACAGCAAAAAAACAUCACAAGCGCUUGAAGAGGCUCUCGACGGUUUGAGAUCCAUGAUUCUUGAUGCCAGUGAGAUGGUGAGGUUCCUGACAACAUAUCCUCGCUUGCAUCGUCAACCUUACAGCAUGCAUCUCUUGCUGGACAAGUGCAUGUUUGCCCGCCAGAGGGAGACAGAAGUAGUUAUGAACUUCCUUCUGUGCACACAAUCUUGUACUAGUAGCUUUGAUGUCCUCCCAAUUGUUGGUCCGGAGAAUGUUGGAAAGAGCACUCUUGUCGGUCAUAUCUGCGAAGACGAAAGAGUACGUGAUCGUUUCCCCCAGAUUGUUUUUUUCAGGCAUGAUAAUUUCAGAGCUGAAGAUGUAGCCGCUUUGAGAGGCAGAUGUGUAGCAAGACAUGAGAAUAAUGGGAGAUUGCUGAUCAUUAUCGACGUAGUUGGGGAUCUUGAUGAAGAUCUGUGGGAAAACCUGUGCUUUCUUUGCCGGCAGAGCACUACAUGUGGUAGUAAAAUCAUUAUCACAAGCCGGUCUGACAAGAUCACAAAGCUUGGAACAACACAGACUCUAGUACUGAAGCAUCUGUCUGAUGAGGUAUUCUGGUAUUUUUUUAAGGUGAUUACGUUUGGAAGUACAGAUCCCAAGAUGCACCCGAGACUCGUGUAUUUGGCAAUGGAGAUAGCAAAAUUGAUGUAUAACCUCGCUGAAGCAAGCAUCACUGCAUGUGUGUUGAGAGCCAAUUUUAACAUCAAUUUCUGGUGCAAGGUUCUGGCAUUCCGACGAGGGUGCAUGCAAAAGCAGCUCUGUAAGUCUGGGAUGCAUCCGUGUGAACUUCUCAGUGCGAAUAGACCUGUGUAUCUCCAACGAAUGGGUAGAACUACUGAAGAUGUUCUUGUUCUUGGUACUAAUCAGACAUGCUCUUCUGAAGAGGAAGUUCCCAAGAUAACGGCCGUAGAUGUUUUGUAUGGAAUCGCCAGGCCUCAAGGUGGGACAUUUAAGGUCCUUCUAUGGAAGUCUCGGAUACCGCCCUACCAUACCUACAUCCAAACUUAUGAGAUUCGAGAGCUGCAAGCCAGAGCGGUGAAGAGGAAGCGCCCUCUGAUGAAUGGCAUUAGACAUGUUUAGUUUUGUUAAUGUAAGUCGUCUAUACUCUUGUGCCGCUAUUUUCUGCUAUGUUGUAUAACUGAAAAAUAAGGUAUGCUAUGGAGACAUACAUUUCUUUUAUUAUGCCCCUUGGCCAAGUUUGUUCAGAGUGUAGCAAGCUUUGCCCUUUUGUUCGAAAACUAUCCAUACCAGUGUGUCUUGCUUGUCAGACAUCAAUGGCCAACAUAUAUGUGGGUAAUCUUGUACUGUA